This is a messenger RNA of Pseudoliparis swirei, 1232 nucleotides long. RefSeq names its product CD44 antigen-like. Lineage: Eukaryota; Metazoa; Chordata; Actinopteri; Perciformes; Liparidae. The record is from RefSeq and is a predicted model, not a curated record. The coding region runs from base 240 to 1232 and encodes 330 amino acids. The transcript is spliced from 6 exons. Gene Ontology annotation, molecular function: transmembrane signaling receptor activity; hyaluronic acid binding. Gene Ontology annotation, cellular component: plasma membrane. Gene Ontology annotation, biological process: cell adhesion.
CCUCGCCGCCGCCGACAGGUCGCUGUGGGAUUUGGCCCUCAGGGACAUCGUUGUGUCUGCUGGGCUCCGUGCGGAGCAGCCGAGCAGCUCAGAAGAAGAGGAGCGACCGUCUCUUCUCUACAGCUGACCGGCCACCCGGCUUUCAUGUUUCAUGGAAAUCCUCACAACUCGGUUUGCUUUUCCCCGUGCGUCGGCUUUCUUUGCUUCCUCCACCUCCAGCAGCUUCGUUCCACGUCCACAUGAGCGUCCUCCAGAGCAACGGGAUGGCCGCGGUGGCGCUGCUCCUCUCCCUGUCGGCCUGGGCCGUGGCGUCCGGCGGCGAGCCGGUGAAAGGUCCGGGAGCCGCCGGCGUCUUCUUGCUCAUCGAAGGCGGGAGGUACACGCUGGACGCGGCGGCGGCAGCGGCCGCCUGUCGGAGGCUGAGCGUCACCGUGGCGACCAGAGCCCAGAUGGAGCGGGCGCUGCAGCGCGGACUGGAGACGUGCAAGUUCGGCUGGAUCUCGGAGCAGACCGCCGUCGUCCCGCGGCGCUCAGCCGACGUUAGAUGUGGAAAGGGCAAAACGGGCGUGGUGACGUGGUUCGCCAGAGCAGACCAGAAGUUUGGAGUCUUCUGCUUCAAUGCGUCAGAUUUAGAGAUAACAGCAAACAGAACCACAUCCGGUCCACACAGCUCCGGUCUGCCGACCACAUCGACCACGCUGACCCGGAUCCAGACCCUCAGACCAGCAUCCAGCUCUUCACCUUCAAUGCAGCCAGUAACAGAAGCUCCCGAGGAGACCUCUUCCCCCGCCGCCUUCACUCUGCUGAUCCAGACCAGCCCUUGGCCUCGCUCCUCCUCCUCCUCCUCCUCCUCCUCUCAUGUUCCCACCUCUCUUUCUCCACUCCUCGCCUCGAAGCCCUCUGUCGUCGGCUCGGUCGUUUCUACUUCUGCCUCCAGCUCGUCUCUUUCCUCUGAGUCGGGGAGGCUGGGCACCGCCACACCUCCCCAGAGAAGUACGUCCUCGUCCUCGUCCUCGUCUUCGUCCUCCUCUUCGUCCUCAUCCUCACGUUGUUUGAGGUGUCUAUGUGUUUGUGUUGCUCUGAUGAGCUACGUUCAGGUCUUUUUCUCGAUGUGGUUUCAUGUGACGCUCGUUGUGGCCACCAGGGGGGAGACCGAACACAACCAGCUGACCUCGGCGCUUUUUAAACACUUUUUUCAAAAUUGGAUAAGAGGCAUUAUGAUUUAUGAUUAA